This is a messenger RNA of Labrus bergylta (ballan wrasse), 1176 nucleotides long. RefSeq names its product cAMP-regulated phosphoprotein 19a (gene arpp19a). Gene Ontology annotation, cellular component: cytoplasm. NCBI's taxonomy places the organism in Eukaryota, Metazoa, Chordata, Actinopteri, Labriformes, Labridae. The record is from RefSeq and is a predicted model, not a curated record. Gene Ontology annotation, molecular function: protein phosphatase inhibitor activity.
GUUCUUGUCGCGGGAGUGCGCGCAGGACUCGUAUGGUACGGACAGUCAGAGCAGGGGAUUUGUGGAUCACUUGUCAACUAGUGGGAAAUCUCCGCUCUGGUUUUUACGGCACCGUAGACAUGUCGGGGGAUAACGAAGAAACGCAAACGACAGAGGAGACCUCAAUGGACGAGAAGGAGAUUCAGGACAAGGUGAUCAGCCCUGAGAAAUCAGAGGAGGCCAAACUAAAGGCCAGAUACCCAAAUUUAGGGAGCAAACAUGGAGGCCCUGAUCUGCUUCGCAAACGCCUCACGAAGGGGCAAAAGUACUUUGACUCUGGGGAUUACAACAUGGCUAAAGCGAAAAUAAAGAACAAGCAGUUGCCGACAGCUGCACCAGAGAAGACCGAGAUCACAGGGGACCACAUCCCCACCCCCCAGGACCUGCCCCAGAGGAAACCUUCUCUGGUAGCCAGCAAACUGGCAGGCUGAUGUCCACACAGCCCCACUAGAACCCCCAACCCCCACCCCAACCCUUUUCCCCAGUUCUAACCCUUCCACUCAAGUCUCAAAGCUGUAAUAUACCUCUCCUGCCCCUCACACUACUACCCGUCCCUUCCUCACAAGCCUGGACCCAACCUUACAUGAUCCCACCCCACACCUAGAAGCACCCAGCAGACCUUUUAUUUUUGUUUCCACCUCAUCUGGCCAUGUCUCUACUACCUCCCCCAGACUUACAGCCCCUUUGUCAUUGUCCGCUUACUUUCCCAUGUUCCUUUUUUCAUUUUCCUCUGUACUUCCAUGUAAGAUACUCAUAAAGACAGGACAUCCGCGUGUGAGUGUGAUUAGCAGACUAGACACCUCUUUUACAACCACCUUGAUUACUGGCUGAAGAGAAGAGCGAGCAGAAGAAGCUGUGUCUUGUACGGUUGGAGGGCUUUAGUAAGGCCAUCAGGAUCCCUCCGUUUGGAAGUUUGUGUAAAUAUAUAUAAUUCCUUUUGUUUGGCACAAGGGCAGACAUCAGCCUUUUAGAAUGUUUAAUCAGACAUCAGACUUGUAUCAUUCACUGUAUGUCCUUACUCUAAAUUAUGCUGUCAAUAUGCUUGAGUUAUUGACUAUAUAUAGUAAUCCAGAGGCCAAGCUCAGUUUUGAAAACGCUUUGAUUGUGAAUCGGGGAGGAAAGGCGUGCUACAUGACC